AUGGGGUGGCCUACCCUGUGGACUCUCUCGGCACUUCUGUGUUUUGGCCCUUCCCAGGCCCUGGGCCAGGAGGGAGGUACCUGUCCAGAUGUCAAAAUUGUAGGUCUGGGGGUCCAGGACAAGGUGGCUGUCAUCCGAGGUUGCCCUGGUUUUCCUGGCCCACCCGGGCCCAAAGGGGAUCCUGGCAGCCCUGCUGAGAAAGGAGAACGGGGCUUCCAAGGCAGUCCAGGGAAGAUGGGGCCUGCUGGCAGCAAAGGGGCCAGUCAGGAAGUGUGUGCUGGGCUCUUCAGCAAGAGGGGUCCAGCACCAGCUAUGCCAAGUAGAAUAUGGGGUGCUAGAAUAUGUUUGUGCUGGGAAGGGACCAAGGAAGAGAAUGACACUCAUGUCUCCUGCCCAGGUGAGGAGGAGCUAGGAGACGCCCUGUGCCAGAGAGGGCCCCGGAGCUGCAAAGACAUACUGACACAGGGGACCUUCCUGACUGGCUGGUACACCAUCUAUCUUCCUGACUGCCGGCCACUGACUGUGCUCUGUGACAUGGAUGUGGAUGGCGGGGGCUGGACUGUUUUUCAACGACGAAUGGACGGCUCCGUCGACUUCUUCCGAGACUGGGACUCCUACAAAAGAGGCUUUGGCAACCUGGGCACAGAGUUCUGGUUGGGCAAUGACUACCUGCACCUGCUCACAGGCAAUGGGAGCCAAGACCUCCGGGUCGACUUACAAGAUUUCCAAGGCCAAACUUCCUAUGCCAAGUACAGCUCCUUCCGGGUGUCUGGAGAACAGGAGAAAUACAAGCUGACCCUAGGGCAGUUCCUCGGGGGCACUGCAGGAGACUCCCUGACCAGUCACAACAGCAUGCCAUUCACAACCCAUGACCAGGAUAACGAUGCAAACAACCUGAAUUGUGCAACUUUGUACCAUGGGGCCUGGUGGUACAAGGACUGUCACCACUCCAACCUCAACGGCCGUUACUUGCCCGGCUCCCAUGGGAGCUUCGCAGAUGGCAUCAACUGGAUGACAGGCCUAGGCUACCACUACUCCUACAAGGUCGCUGAGAUGAAAAUCCGGGCAUCCUAA
Molecule: messenger RNA, 1074 nt
Organism: Arvicola amphibius (Eurasian water vole)
Lineage: Eukaryota; Metazoa; Chordata; Mammalia; Rodentia; Cricetidae
Product: ficolin-1-like
Exons: 8
Coding region: 1-1074 (357 amino acids)
Source: RefSeq, a predicted model, not a curated record